Molecule: messenger RNA, 2847 nt
Organism: Xyrauchen texanus (razorback sucker)
Lineage: Eukaryota; Metazoa; Chordata; Actinopteri; Cypriniformes; Catostomidae
Product: zinc finger protein 750-like
Exons: 3
Coding region: 195-2249 (684 amino acids)
Biological process (GO): positive regulation of transcription by RNA polymerase II; epidermis development
Cellular component (GO): nucleus
Molecular function (GO): promoter-specific chromatin binding; RNA polymerase II cis-regulatory region sequence-specific DNA binding; DNA-binding transcription activator activity, RNA polymerase II-specific
Source: RefSeq, a predicted model, not a curated record
CAGAGCGCGUGCUCACCACACCUGUCCAGACACCUGAGGUAACACUAUUCCACGACGCCGGGCAAGGCAAUUAAGGUGGUACUGAGUGGGACGAGUGUAACGACCAUUAGCUUACUCCACAAGCAAGACCAAUCAACCAUUGUAGGACCAUCCCUGAAGACUCCAACAGCCAGUUCUGCAGUUCCUCCAUCGGGAUGAGCGUUCAGGCGAAAGAACGAAAACCGAAGAAGCCUCACUACGUACCGCGCCCCCCUGGAAAACCGUUCAAAUACCAAUGCUUUCAGUGCCCCUUCACCUGCAACCAGAAAUCCCACCUGUUCAACCACAUGAAAUACAACCUGUGCAAGAUCUCAAUCUCCAUCAUUUCCAAACAGAAACAAACAGGCAGUAGUCCAAAGCACAGUUCCUCCACAGAGGCCAGCCUGGUUGCAAUGGAGGAACCUUCGGAGAUCAAUUGCUCAAUGCAUACCCAUGAUGUUUCCAAAGAAACAUCCUUAGGAGAGGACGUAGACAACCCAGAGUCCUCAAUGGGUAGCAAUCAUGAAAGCAGUGUACCUCCAAAAGAGUUGGUAUCUCCAAUGGAGCAAAUUCUAGAGAUCCAGGUGGAGAAGCCAAACAUUGAACCAUCUACCAAAAAUGGGGAUGUUUCUUCUAGUCUUCCAGCUCUGAACCAAAGUGGAUCCUUCGAGAAGAAAAGACACGACGAGAUGGAUCCACCAAGGUCACAUUUCUCUGACGCCUCAAAUGGGACAUCAUCUCUGGGUGACGGCAAGAAAAUGGCAUCACCUGUCAACAAACCAGAAGUUUUUCUUUCACAGCCUGUUCCUCAUGCAUACUGGAGACCACCAAUCUCAUUCGUGCCAAGCUCUCAAAGUCUCGAACACAAACUGGAAUGUGCGAUGGAUUUUCCAUAUUAUGGCGCUGUCCUUACCGGAUAUCAUUCUUGGAGCGUUCCAACACCUUUGCAUCCACCUUACCCCCAGUUUCACCCCUACCUUCUGCCAAGUAACAUUUAUGACCCCACCACAACUCACCCACACCUUCGUCCUUACAUCCUAGAAACUCACAGACUCCACCCUAUGUUUCCAAGGCAACUGUUGCCAGCGAAUUCCCUGCCACCGAUUUCCAAAGAGUAUCUCAGAUACUUCCACACAUUUCCAAACCCCAACUAUGGCCACUACCUCCCACAACAGCAAAAUCAUCCCGUAACGCCCUCCGUUACUACGUACUCAGAACUGACACACCCCAUGAUGGAUAUUAACUCUGCAUUUUCAGAGACGACAAUACACAAAGCCUCCAACCCCUCAAACAUACCGCAUGAUCCGUUCUUCGUGGCGGAAGGCUCAUCUGAACAUAGAGAUCCAAGAAUGAAACUGGAUGAAAAGGAGCUUCAGGUGAGUCCACAGAGUGGACGCACCGCCACUGGAUCACCAGAUAGCCCAAACCCCUGCAAUGAUUCACAGGAUCCGCUAUUUGUGAGUAGGGAAGCAAUGCCAGUCAGCCAAUCAGAAGAGAGGGGCAUGGCUAUAUGGACAAAUGGGGAUGGUCAUCCAACAGGGGGCAGGAAUAUCUCUGACAGGUCUUUGUCUGCAUUCAGAGAGAUUGAGAGAUGGGAAAAAGAGGAUGCUAUGAUUCCUCUGAACCUCUCCAAGAGACGGCAGAUGACAAGUGACACUCCAGUCAAGCAAACGUUUCUUCUGAACCUGUCCACACCUCGAUCAGACAGCCAAUCACAGAGCACUUUGAUCAGAGACAGCCUCGCUCCGCAGGGGACUAUGGGCGCUGUGACAUCACAAGAGGAUCAUCUUUUAAUUGUCGAGGAAGAAACAACAGCCGCGUACGCUCUCUGCCAGCUGGCCCAGUCUGGUGUUUCAGACCUGACCAGAAACUCCAACAUCAGACAUGUUUCUAAUUCAAGUAGCUGUCAUGAGCAACAAACCAGCGCUCUUCAGAAUCCAGCGUCUGAUCGAACCGAUCAAACGAACGUCACAGAAACAUCUGCCUCUGGUAAAGUUACUCUAUGUUCAACUGAAGCAAACACAGUCUUGGCUCCUGAAACUUCUCCAGAUAAUAAAUCUGAUAUAGUUGCGGAAAGAUCCGUCCAUUCCUCUGAUGCUGCUGAAGUCUCUGCCUCCAAAUCAAAUGUUCAUUAUCGAACACGGACAAAAACACAAGGAAUAUGCAGCACGAGAAGAAAACGAAAGAGCGGCACCAAUAACCACAAUCUAAGGAAGAGAAUUAGACAUUAAUGUCACAAAAACAUAAUGGAAAUCGCAAAUAAAUGCUGCAUCUCAGCUCUUCAAAUUCUGUUCAAAUGAAUUCCUUGUCUUAUGGUUUUAUGAGGUUUUUAUGUUUGCAUAUAUAAUAAAUGGCAUUGUUUAUUCAAAGUGUUUCAUUAAUGGGAUGUUUUGCUAACUUGUACAUUAUUACUGCAGGUCUCAGUCAUUCAAACCUGCCUGAACAUCUUUAUGCAAUAAAUAAAUGUAUACAAUAUAUGCAAAUGAUUACAGGUGUGUUAAUGCUAAAAGACAAAGAUACACGCACAGUGAAGCAGGUGCACUUGAGACCUGCUAAACCGCUCAGAACGUGCCGUUAUAAAGGGCUGCAGGUUUGGGCAUGCUACUUCAGUGAGAACGUUAAACUCUCUAUAUGUCUCUGUCUGUCUUUCACAAACAGACACGGUCAUACUAGUAUUAGAGGUCUGACAGGUACAAAUGACUCUUGUACACUUCAAUAGAGCAGCUUGAACAUGAUUUUAGGCAAAUACUAUUUGCAUCCUCUGCUGGUCAUAUGAGGUACUGUUUCAGUGAGCUCACUUAAAGGGACAGGUCACCCAAAAAUAAAAGU